Messenger RNA from Labrus bergylta (ballan wrasse), 1864 nucleotides. RefSeq names its product putative nuclease HARBI1. The record is from RefSeq and is a predicted model, not a curated record. NCBI's taxonomy places the organism in Eukaryota, Metazoa, Chordata, Actinopteri, Labriformes, Labridae.
GAAUCGCCCGGACGGUAAACCCAAGCCCACACAACAUAACAGAGCCGCGGGUGUGGUUGAAAUGUCAGAAAGUGUCCAUGCAAAUAUGCAAUUUUACUCACACUUUUUCCUUUACCUCAAAUGUGAUGUGGUGAAGUGUGAAUCAGAGUUCAUGAGGAAGGAUUAGGACAGAACCACCACGGCCCUCAGAUAGUCCUCUUUCUGCACCUUUGUUAGGUGGAUGUUACUGUGGCGUGGGGGUCUUGUCUUGGUAACUGUGCAGGACCCUUGAUGAGGCAAGAAGGGACUGAAGCUUUUAACCAGUGGGAAGGAAAGUAGACAACUUUAAGAUUUGUUGCACUUUUGUUACAUUCACCUUUUGUUGCAGGCUGUUUUAAUCCACACACAGACAUGCACCUGCACUGAUGUUCACCUUGAAGGACAGACAUGAUAGUCUGAAUGCUUGAUUCUUAGUUUAAACUAAUAAUAGGGAAGUGUCACUGAGGCCCAUUUCAGUUAAUCCUGACUUGAGGGGAAACUCUGGGUUUUCCGUUACAGAAAGGGAGGUAAGUCAAACCCGAGGAAGAGGAGGGGUAACUCAAGCCUGGUCCAGGGUCCAGAGAGAGAGCUUACUUCAGCUCUGAGUCUUUGAAUGUUUCUUCAAUGAACCCCUAGUUAUCCUGUCUUCUCCCGUUUACACAGCCAGAACACGGUUUCAUCUCCUCGUUCUUUAGUCCAGCUGCCUUUGAGGCAAAAAUAGCCUCCACAAAAACGUUUCUUCGACCAUGGCGUGUCCUUUUCUGGACGACCCCAUCGACGAAGGAGCUGCGUUGCUCCGCAGGGAGUUACGUUUACGCCGGGAGAGGAUUUUGAGGCCCCGACUGGAUGUUUUAUCGUUUCCAGAUAACGACCUGUUUGAGCGUUACCGUUUUUCAUCGAACUCUAUUUCGUAUCUCCAUAAUCUUCUCAAGCCUCGCAUCGCCAACGUCACCCGCCGUGGACGUGCGCUGACAUCCGAGCAGAUUCUCUGUGUCGCCCUGCGUUUCUUUGCAAACGGGAGUUUUCUCUACAACAUCGGCGACGCUGAGCACAUCAGUAAAGCCACGGUAAGCAGAUCCGUGAGGAAGGUUUGCCUCGCUCUGAAAAGCCUUUUGAACAGUUUUGUAGCGUUUCCUGGGCACAAACCCGUGAAAGCUAUCAAAGAGGAGUUCCUCAGUAUUGCAGGAUUUCCCAACGUGAUUGGCUGCAUCGAUGCCACGCACAUUCCCAUCACUGCUCCUUCAGAAAAUGAAGCGGAUUAUCUGAACGGGAAGUCCAGCCACAGCAUUAAUGUGCAGAUCAUAAGUGACGCUGCCCACAUCAUCACUAACUUGGAGGCCAAGUGGCCUGGAGCUGUGCAUGCCUCUCGGAUAUUUCAAGAGUCUGCCUUGAGCAAAAGGAUGGAAAAUGGUGAGUUUGACGGCCUUCUGCUGGGUGACGGGGGUUACCCAUGCCUGCCAACUCUGCUGACCCCUUACCCUGACCCCGAGCCAGGCCCCCAGCAGAACUUUAAUGAGGCCCACUGCAGGACGAGAGCCCAGGUGGACAAGACCAUAGGCCUGCUGAAAGCCCGUUUCAAGUGCCUACGCCACCUCAGGGUAACCAAUCCUACGAGGGCCUGUGACAUUAUUGCAGCAUGUGUGGUUCUCCAUAAUAUUGCCACGAUUAGAGGAGAGCAACACCCGGCCGUACAAAUUGAAGACCCUACUGAAGACCACGUCCACCCUGAAGAUACACAGGAUGGAAGAGCAGUCAGAGACAUAAUAGGCCAGAAGCUUUUCUCUGAUUUAAGCAACCCGAACAACCAGCCAGAUCAGUCAAAUAAAGACGAAUGAGUCACAUUUUA